AAAAAGGCAGGAAAGAGGAAGAUGUACCUUAAAUUCAGUUUAGGUUUUAGGAAACAUUCAAUAUGAAAUGUGAUAUUCACAAGUGAUGCUUCUCUUCUCUUCUCCUCUUUUCUCUUCUCUUCUCCUCUCCUCUCCUCUCUUCUCUUCUCCUCUCUUCUCUUCUCCUCUCUUCUCUUCUCUUUUCUUCUCCUCUCUUCUCUGGAGCAGUGAAAUUAUGAAGUUAACAGUGAAAAUGUAGAUGAUGUGUAAAUUUAGACACUCACAGAGGCCUGCAUGAGUCUGACACAUUUUAGUAGAUUUUUUUUUUGCUCACAGCUGGAUGAGGUGAAGUGAGAAAAUAAGGGAGGAGGCCACCACACAGACCAUCAGGAGUUCCUGUUUGCUGAGUCGCUUCUGCUAAAUGUUGGGUAACCUUUUACCUUUUUUUUUUUUUUUGGCCAAGAUUCAGCUGUUGUAAGACCGGUGUCAUAAUGUAGGGUACUAUUUGAUGAUUUCUAUGUGCUACACAUGUGACCUCUGAUUGCAUGGAAAAAAAGCUGCUGGAAAAAAGUGCCAAACAAUAUAAAUAAAUAAAUAAAUAAAUAAAUGUAUACGGAUAAAUUGGUAGCAAUUAUAUGGUAUGUUAUUUGUACAAAAAAAUGGAUUUGAAUGAAAUGUUUUGAUUUGUAUAGGUAAUUAGAUUGGGAUGAGUAGUCCUCUUAAGUUUUUAGACUUCUAUAAAUAAAUAAUAUAAUAUAAUACAUAAAUAAUUGCAUAUAUGCAUUAUAUAUUUUUCAUUUGAGAUUUAUUUGUUUAUUUAUGCUGUGCCACGUAAUUCAACAGCAUGAGGACACACAAAAUGUCCACACAAUGCAUGUGUUACACGCAAUGCACAUUUUUGCCUCGAAGAUGUCACAAUUCUUAAGGCUUGUUUAAAAACGUGUGAAAACACAGUUUAGUUCAGAACCCUUCCUCCGUUGGGUGUGUCAAAAUCUGCGACAGCAAGCUUCCUUCCUCGUUAUAGCUGUGUGUAGAGGAUGAGCUCUCAGUGGAUGGAUGGCUGCACAUACUUCAGCAUCACAUGCAUGAGGAGGCUGUAAGAGCUGCAGAACCAGCAGGAGAGGAAGUUUGAUUGCCUGACGAAAGACAAAAGAGUCUUCUCAGUGAGAUUCGAACCAAACCUCCUAAAAUCAAAGCUGUUUAUCAGUCAUGGAUUUGAUGAACACUCUCAGCUCCUCGGCGUCCUGCCCGCACCUGUACGACCGGAGCAACGGCAGCAUCAUCCUGCAGCAUUACAACUACACCGGGAGACUGCAGCACAGAACCGCAAACAAGAGCAGCAUCAGCACCGGUCCAGCUGCCCUCCUCUGCAUCAGCCUCCUGAUCGUGCUGGAGAACCUGCUGGUGCUGCUGGCCGUGCUGUUCCACGUGCGCAUGCGCCACCGCUGGCUGAACAUCUGUAUUGCCAACAUUGCGCUCAGCGAUCUGCUCACAGGCGCAGCCUAUGUGGUGAACAUCUGCAUGUCGGGAGCGCGCACUCUGCAGCUCAGCCCGCUCCUCUGGCUCCUGCGUGAAGGACUCCUGUUUGUGGCGUUGUCCGCCUCCGUGUUCAGUUUUCUGCUGAUCGCUGUGGAGCGCUACAUCACCAUGAUGAAGUCGGAGUCUGUGAACAGGGACAGGAAGACGUAUCGGAUCUACAUCAUGGUGGUGCUGUGCUGGGUCACAGCGUUCAUCAUCGGCUUCCUGCCGCUGUUCGGCUGGAACUGCGUUUGUGACCUAAGAGGGUGCUCAACUCUUCUGCCGUUGUACUCCAAGAGCUACAUCCUGUUCGCGCUGGUCAUUUUCUUCAUCAUCCUCCUGACCAUCAGCGGCCUCUAUUUUGCCAUCUACUGGCACGUCCGCAAGAAUACGGUGAAGAGCUCGGUGAAGAGCAACAAGCGGUCCAUCCGGCUCCUCAAGGCUGUGAUCUCCAUCGUGGGUGCUUUUAUGGUGUGCUGGGGCCCGUUGUUUGUCCUGCUCUUGGUGGAUUAUUUCUGUUACUCGCGCCACUGCGAUGCCCUCUUCAGCCCACAGUGGGCCAUCGCGCUAGCUGUCCUUAACUCAGCAGUCAACCCGUUCAUCUACUCGAUGGGCAGCCAGGAUCUGCGCAAGGCCAUCAGCAGACUGCUGUGCUGCAUCUGCCGCCCAGAGAGCUUCUCGUCCAAGGAGACAUCGAGCACUUCGGUGAGCCGCCAUAGCAGCCUGCGCAACAGCUUCAACAAGGUGCGGAACCUGAGCACGAGCCCACGGAGCCAGGAGAGGAGUGGCAAGAUGACGCGGCUGAGCUCCACCACCUCCUGCCUGUCUGCAUCGAGCACUUAAACCACAAAUUUCACAAAUAAACCACAAGAGUGUCACACACCCACAUGCACACAACCACAUGCACACACACACACACACAUCCACACACACACGCACGCACAAACACACACACGCACACACACACACACACA
Molecule: messenger RNA, 2471 nt
Organism: Ictalurus punctatus (channel catfish)
Lineage: Eukaryota; Metazoa; Chordata; Actinopteri; Siluriformes; Ictaluridae
Gene: s1pr4
Product: sphingosine-1-phosphate receptor 4
Exons: 2
Coding region: 1189-2340 (383 amino acids)
Biological process (GO): G protein-coupled receptor signaling pathway
Cellular component (GO): membrane
Molecular function (GO): sphingosine-1-phosphate receptor activity
Source: RefSeq, a predicted model, not a curated record